ACCUCUUUCUGGCUUCAAUGGGGUCCUUUUGGGGUUCCUGGUUGGCAUUAAGCAACUUAUUCCUGAUCAUGAGCUGGGUGUAUUGAAGAUUAAAGUGAAGCAGUGGAUUCCAUCCCUUGUUGUUUUGGUAUCAAUAGCUGUAAGCUUCUUUAUAACAGAAUCGGCAUCUUACCUUCCAACUUUAAUAUUUGGCAUCUACAUGAGUUGGAUUUACCUGCGCUAUCUCCAAAGGAAACCUGAAACAAACCUCAAGCGAGACCCAAGUGAUGAGUUUGCCUUCUCCACCUUCUUCCCUGAAUUUUUGCGGCCAAUUAUCGAUCCCAUUGCAUCUAUAUUUGAUCGGAUGUUUUGCAGCAGAUCUGAAAUUUCCAAUGAAGCCGAGGGUAAUACUUUGGGAGCUACUCCAUUGCCUGGUUCGGACCCUAUUGAGGAAUCCAGGAGGAGAUUUUCCAUGCAAAUUCAUGGUGCAAGACAAACAAGUGAAAGGUAUUUUCUUUCCAUUGAGCUGAUAUCAUGUUUAUGACAGCUUAGGACAGCAUGGUAAUUCUCCUUUUGA
Magnolia sinica is the source of this 556-nucleotide messenger RNA. RefSeq names its product rhomboid-like protein 19. The coding region runs from base 200 to 523 and encodes 107 amino acids. Gene Ontology annotation, cellular component: Golgi apparatus; membrane. The record is from RefSeq and is a predicted model, not a curated record. The transcript has 4 exons. Lineage: Eukaryota; Viridiplantae; Streptophyta; Magnoliopsida; Magnoliales; Magnoliaceae. Gene Ontology annotation, biological process: retrograde vesicle-mediated transport, Golgi to endoplasmic reticulum.